This is a messenger RNA of Scomber scombrus (Atlantic mackerel), 512 nucleotides long. Its product is annotated as uridine-cytidine kinase-like 1. The annotation marks the transcript as partial. The transcript is spliced from 3 exons. The record is from RefSeq and is a predicted model, not a curated record. Lineage: Eukaryota; Metazoa; Chordata; Actinopteri; Scombriformes; Scombridae.
CUUCACUACCUCCGUCUGCCCAAAGACAUCAGUGAGGAUUACGUGAUUCUGAUGGACAGCACCGUUUCUACCGGAGCUGCUGCGUUAAUGGCCGUCAGAGUUCUGCUGGACCAUGACGUAGCGGAGGAUAAGAUCUUCCUGUUGUCGCUGCUGAUGGCGGAGAUGGGCGUCCACUCCGUCGCUUACGCUUUCCCCAAAGUCCGCAUCAUCACCACGGCCGUCGACAAGGAGGUCAACGACCAGUUUCACAUCAUCCCCGGCAUCGGUAAUUUUGGAGAUCGUUACUUCGGCACCGACGCUCCUUCAGACCUGUGUGAGAGCGAUGAAGGGAUGGACUUCUAGAUAAAGAGAGAGAGAGAGAGAAAGAGAGCCAGCCAAUCAGAGAUGUUUGAAAAAGAAGCACUUAAACAAGAAAAUAGAGGAAAGAAACCCUCCGUCUCUCUCUAAUCUUCUCUGAACGAUAACGUGACGUUUUACCAGCGGAGUCAACGAGGAGAUUUCCAUUUUUAAAG